CCGCUAGUUUGCAGUAGGGAAUCUCCGUGGAGGGUCAACAAAAGGCUUUAAACCAAAGGGCCUGGCCGUAGAUAAAACCCGCCUCAUGCCCGGUUGCGGAUUGUGACUGUAGAACGCGCCUUUACCCUCGAGUGACACGAAACUUCUCCUCCCGAGAGUAUUUUAUAUUUUCAAAUUAUUACACAGGAUACCGCAUUCGAGAUUCUGAGAAGAUAUACGAGCUCUUUCGAAUACCACCCCUCCACUCUUUUUCCUCCUCGAGAAUGGCCAACCCCCCGCAUGGCGGAAUCCUCAAGGAUCUGAUCGCGCGCGAUGCGCCCCGGCGCAAGGAGCUCUUCGACGAGGCCGAGACACUCCCCGCGAUUGUCCUGUCUGAGAGGCAGCUGUGCGAUUUGGAACUCAUUCUGAACGGUGGCUUUUCGCCGUUGGAGGGUUUCCUGAACCAGAAGGACUACGACGGCGUCGUGGCCAAUAACCGCCUCGCCGAUGGUAACCUGUUCUCCAUCCCAAUCACCCUCGAUAUUUCAAAGGAGACGAUCCAGGAGGUCGGCGUCCAGCCUGGAGCCCGCAUCGCUCUGCGCGAUUUCCGCGACGACCGCAACCUCGCCAUCAUCACCAUCGAGGACGUAUACCAGCCCGACAAGCAGAAGGAGGCCAAGGAGGUGUUUGGCGGCGACGCAGAGCACCCGGCCAUCAAGUACCUCUUCGAGUCCGCAAAGGAGUUCUAUGUCGGCGGCAAGGUCGACGCCAUUGACAGGCUGGAGCACUACGACUAUGUCGGCCUCCGCUAUACCCCCGCAGAGCUGCGUCUGCACUUUGACAAGCUUGGCUGGUCCAAGGUCGUUGCGUUCCAGACGAGGAACCCUAUGCACCGCGCCCAUCGCGAGCUGACUGUCCGCGCUGCCCGCGCCCGCCAGGCCAAUGUGCUCAUCCACCCCGUCGUGGGCCUCACAAAGCCCGGUGACAUCGACCACUUCACCCGUGUGCGUGUGUACCAGGCGCUGAUGCCCCGCUAUCCCAACGGCAUGGCUGUGCUUGCUCUGCUCCCGCUCGCCAUGCGCAUGGCUGGUCCCCGUGAGGCCAUCUGGCACGCCAUCAUCCGCAAGAACCACGGUGCUACCCACUUCAUUGUUGGUCGUGACCACGCUGGUCCCGGCAAGAACUCCAAGGGCGUCGACUUUUACGGUCCGUACGACGCCCAGGACGCGGUCGAGAAGUACAGGGACGAGCUGGGCAUUGAAGUCGUGCCCUUUUUGCAGAUGACCUAUCUGCCCGACUCGGACGAGUACAAGCCCAAGAACGAGGUUGAGCAGGGCAUCAAGACGCUCGACAUCUCAGGAACAGAACUCCGCAAACGCCUCCGCACCGGCCAGGAAAUCCCCGAAUGGUUCUCGUACCCCGAAGUCGUCCGCGUCCUGCGCGAAUCCCACCCACCCCGCAGCCAACAAGGCUUCACCGUCUUCCUCACAGGCUACCAGAACAGCGGCAAAGACGCCAUCGCGCGCGCGCUAAACGUCACGCUCAACCAGCAAGGCGGGCGGUCCGUCUCGCUGCUCCUGGGCGACACGGUGCGCUCUGAGCUCAGCAGCGAGCUAGGCUUCAGCCGCUCCGACCGCAACAAGAACAUCGCGCGCAUUGCCUUCGUCGCAUCCGAGCUGACCAAAGCGGGCGCCGCGGCGAUUGUCGCUCCCAUCGCGCCGUUUGAAGACAGCAGGAAGGCGGCGCGCGAGUCGGUCGAGAAGUACGGCUCCUUCUACCUCAUCCACGUUGCGACGCCGCUCGAGCAUGCCGAGAAGACGGACAAGCGCGGCAUCUACAAGGCGGCGCGAGCCGGCGAGAUCAAGGGCUUCACGGGUGUCGAUGACCCGUAUGAGGUGCCUGCCAAGGCCGACUUGGUCGUUGAUCUGUCGACGAGCAAUGUCCGGACGGCGGUGCAUCAGAUUGUGCUGCUGCUCGAGAGCCAGGGUCUGUUGACGCAGCUAUAAGUCCGUGGCUGUUGAUGGCAGGUAGAUGUUUAUGACGGUGUUUGAUGGAUGGGUCUUUGCUUGGAUGCAGUGGGGUUUAGAAUGGUUUCAUGAUGAAUGUUCAAGACGCAUGAUAGAACGAUUGAUAGUUAGGUUCGAAGAGUGAAUGAAUCAACUGGUAUACCUUGACAUACCGAGGAAACCUUUUGUCAACCCAUGAAUCCCAACACUUCCCUCCCUCCUUCCACUCAGACAUUCCGCUCCGCAAACCACCCCCUCAAAACCUCAAUCUCACG
Messenger RNA from Cucurbitaria berberidis CBS 394.84, 2260 nucleotides. RefSeq names its product ATP-sulfurylase. The coding region runs from base 264 to 1985 and encodes 573 amino acids. The transcript is spliced from 4 exons. Gene Ontology annotation, cellular component: cytoplasm. NCBI's taxonomy places the organism in Eukaryota, Fungi, Ascomycota, Dothideomycetes, Pleosporales, Cucurbitariaceae. Gene Ontology annotation, biological process: sulfur amino acid metabolic process. The record is from RefSeq and is a predicted model, not a curated record. Gene Ontology annotation, molecular function: adenylylsulfate kinase activity; sulfate adenylyltransferase (ATP) activity; ATP binding.